Messenger RNA from Eleginops maclovinus (Patagonian blennie), 4180 nucleotides. RefSeq names its product meiosis specific with OB-fold (gene meiob). Bases 1884 to 3263 code for a protein of 459 amino acids. NCBI's taxonomy places the organism in Eukaryota, Metazoa, Chordata, Actinopteri, Perciformes, Eleginopidae. Gene Ontology annotation, biological process: resolution of meiotic recombination intermediates. The record is from RefSeq and is a predicted model, not a curated record. Gene Ontology annotation, molecular function: single-stranded DNA binding; single-stranded DNA 3'-5' DNA exonuclease activity. The transcript has 13 exons.
GCAGCCCUGCAGGUACUUCCUGUAUCAGCUCACACCAUUAAAGCGACAAGCACCUUAUGUGGCUGCUUAUCAUAAAGAAAUUCAAACGGUUUAUUCAAAUCACUUGGAAAAACCGAACCAAAUAUCGGAAGCAAAGGCAUGAUUGAUGACAGAUAAACUGAGGCCAUGAAGUCAUUAUGGAUGAAUCACUGAAGCAAAAGUAACAUGAUUUAUCUGAUGACGCUUUACACUGCUGCUGUGAUUAAUGGACUCACAAACUGUAGUGAGAAAAACCUAAUGAAAUUAGAAUUUGAAAUUUGGUUUCAUUUGAAUAGCCAGACACCCGUGCAAAUAGCAAAUCGAUGCCUCUGCCUAGCUACGAUGUACUUAAUCAGUUCACAUUAUUCAAAGUCUGCCAAUACACUGAUGAAUAUAACACACCAGACUGUCUGCUGGGGAAUAAUCUGUUCUGCUAUUGUGCUGAAAAAACCUUUAUAGCUGCUACUGCACUUUUUCCUCUCGGCGAUUAAAAACACAUUGACCGUAGAAUUAUAUCAACAGACAUAUUACUGCCUGAAAAUCAACAUUAGUCACAGGGAUGAGAUAUCCGAUCCAAACCACAGGGAUUAGUCACGAGGGAAGAGGGACAAGGCUAAGCAAAGCUAAAUAAGGGUUUACUGUUACACCUUUUGAUUCCUGCUUAGGUGUGUGAGACAGUAUCACAUGUCAAAUACAGCUUUGUGUCAUCAAAACAAACCAGGAAACUGUCAAAUUCAGCUCAGCAAAUCCGUCUGAGAACAAAUCCCCUGCUGUGGAGGGUGACAGGGGUGGAUUAUAAAGGUGAUAUCAAAGCCUGAGGUGCAGGGAAACCUAUCAAAGUAGAGACUUUUAAAGAGAUGACUCACAUAUAUAAUGUGUGCCUAUGUGAGGUGAAUGGGUAUAACUGACAGCUUCCAGUUAAAUGGUCUAUCAGUGAUGGCAGUUGUAUUGUUCAGUCUCAUUUCCUGCAUGUUUGUGCAGCUGUACAUCAUGUUUACUGUACUGAAUGUGUGUUGAAAUUGCGGAUUUGAUCCUGGUCACAUCAAGUCUACCAACACAUUGGGUGGAUGCAGGUCUCUUUUCAUCACAAAAGAGGAUUCAUAGACUUCAUAGUUAUAGGUAAAUAAUCAUAGAUAAUGGUAAUAAAGUGGAGAUGGAAAUGACUUGGAAAGCAACAUUUACUAGGUCCUAAUAAAUGACAAAAAAAGGACCAAAGCUAUCUGUAUGCCAUAGGCUGUGUUGUUUUUCGGUUAAGAGGAGAUAAGAUAUACUUCUAUUGGUCCCAGUUUGGGAAAUUAUCUUUGAACUGCAGCACAUACACAAUUGCAGAUUAAUUGAAAAUUAAAUAAAAUACAAAAUAAACAUCAACUGCACAAAUAUAUAUGUAUACACAGACAAAAAAAAAUCACAACGAGAAAUUACGAUUUUCUUCCGGCUACAUUUGAACGCAGCAUCUGCAAAUUCUGUCGCGUGCAACAGUUUUGCCGCGGUACACAAAUUACAGUUUGGGGAAACAGAGCAGGUAAAGAAAAACACAGAUUAAAAAAGAAAAAACGUAUCAGGUAUAACCGAAACAACGCAAAAAUAUUACAAAUAUUAUAUCAAGACAUAGUUUAAACCUUCAGGUAAUUUAGAGGUUUCGUAAGAGUCAAUAAGUCACUGCUAACGCUUUCUUUAGUCUUGUUAAGCUAGCUCACCACUUAACAAAACCUGACAAGUAACUGCUGUUUAUUUGUUUUAAGCAGAGGUUUUGAAAAUAAGGCCACCACAACUUUAACUCAUUGUUUAUUUGUUUGUCUCAUUACAGUGACUGUAAAUGUAUUAAAAACUGGACUCUGAAGUGGUUUAAGUGAUGAUUUGAUGACAUGGCUGCCCAGACGUUCAUUGCCAUCUCUGAGCUGCACCCCAACCUCUCUCAUCCGAAACUGACAGGCAUCGUCAUUGGGAAAUCUGAUGUCAAAAGCUUUCCUGACAGAAAAAAUAUUGGUGUGGACAGAUUCACGUUUGGAUUCACUAUCAAGGACUCGCCUGACUUCUUCAUUAAUGUCACAGCAUGGGGGAACGAUGUAUACAUCAAUGGGCUCUCCAACAGCUUCAGCACCGGAGACUGUGUCAUCGUUGAAAAUCCUUUAGUUUCCUGCAAAGACCCGGAGAAAGGGGACAAAUUCUGUCCCACAACACCGAGCCUCUACAGGCUGAUGGUGACGGAGGCUCAUUCCCAGGUGUCUCUGUGUGUUGUCGACCGGCUGCUGCCUCUGAUCCACCUGCCAGUGAAAGACUCUGGAGAUUUCUACUCUCUGGGAGACAUUGUGGCCAACGGGCAGAGGCUGGAGGGCAUGUUGAUAAAUGUACUGGCUGCUGUGAAAUCGAUUGGAGAGCUGAAGCAGUUCAUCACUUCAGACCAACGCAAAGGGCAGCGGCUGGAAGUGAAGCUCUUUGAUGACUCCGUCUCCUCCUUCCCUCUCGUCUGCUGGGACAGAGAAGCUAUUCAGCUCGUGCAAACUUUGAUACCCAAGGAGACGGUGCUCUUCAUAGCGGACGCAAAGAUUGGCUUUGACAGCUUUCGCAACGGCAUGACAGCAACGAUUAACGCAAAAACUAUUAUCACUGUCAACCCUGACACCAGAGAGGCCAGUCUGCUGUUCAGCUACGCCAAAGAAGUGGCAGAGUCUGGAGCUCUGGAUCAGGACGAGAAACCAGAGGAUGUGCCUGUGGAGUCCAUCACGGACGUGUACACAGUGAGCCAGCUGAAGCAGAGGGCCCAAGAGACUUCUGAAAUGUUCUUCGGGAUAACAUACAGCUUCAUCUCCAAACUCGACCUGGACUCUUCUGUUUCCAAACUCAUCAAGACUCGCUGCUUCAGGUGUAAGUUCAUGGUGAUGCAGGAUGAACUGAGCUGCACCAACCUGAUGUGUCCGGGGAGGGAUCAGGUCUUCUUCAGCACCACUGGCUUCGACCUGCUGGUGGACUUGACAGACCACACCGGCACCCUGCAUGCCUGCGCCCUGAGGAGCCCGGUGGCAGAGAAGGCUCUCGGCUGCACGACGGACGAGUUUACCAGUUUGACUGAUGACGAGCGGACGGCAAUGAAGUGGAAACUCCUUUUGGAGAGAAGCAAAAUAUAUGUGAAGAUCAUCCCCUCGAUUAAAAUGAAGAGUGGGAUGAGGGCGGUGGUUCUGGACUGUUCUGUGGCUGACCCAGGAGAGGUGAAGCAGCACAUGUCCGCCCUGCUGCUGCAGCCCUGAUCAUAACACAUGCUGCAGAUACUUUACAGUUCUGAUGGAGAUUUUAUAGAGGGCAAUAGUCAUUUUAACGUGUGUAAUUUGGGUUUUUUGAAUAUUACAUUCUUUGCACUAUUUAUUUAUUUAUUUAACUUAUUUAAAUUAAGAAUAUUCCGUUGGCUUGAGCGCUUAAAACUGUUGAAUGAACUAACUUAUAUGUUGCACAAUAAAAUAAAGUUAUGUGUAAACCAGCCGUUAUUGUUCCACAACAGAAUUAAAUAACAGGACCAUAAUAAGUUUAAUUACUGACUUGUGUACUGACCCAUGCAUGUUGACUAAGUAAUACUUCAACCAUCUUAAUUGUUUAGAAUUCCAAAUAAUAUCCUGAUUAGGAUAUUAAAGGACCCCCAUCACCCCAGCAACAAUCUGUUCUGUCUGCUGCCGUCUGGCAGACGGUACCGCAGCAUCCGGACCAAGACCACCAGACUCAGAGACAGUUUUAUACCACAGGCUAUAAGACUACUGAACUCCUGAGCUGUGUGAAUGUCUACUCACAUCUGUUUAUAGUACACACAUACAUAUAUAUUAUACACAUCUGCCAUACAUAUCUGUUUAUAGUACACAUAUCUAUAUAUUAUACAUAUCUGCCAUAUACAUCUGCUAUACAUAAUAUAUGCAUCUGUCCAUACCUCCUCAUUCAACAGUGUAAAGUAUUUAAAUACUUUCAAUGUAUUCCACAUAUGUAUAUAUUUCACAUCCUCAAAUCUUUAUUGUUAAUAUUGUAAAUAUUCUUCUCUCUUUUUGCACUACUUUAUUUAUCUUUUGCACCAUGCAUGUUGAGUUGUUGGAGGAGCACGCGACAUAAGAUUUUCAUUGCCAACAUAUACGCUGUAUCUGCUGUGCAUAUGACCAAUAAAACCUUGAAACCUUGAAACCUUGAA